Messenger RNA from Paramisgurnus dabryanus, 527 nucleotides. Lineage: Eukaryota; Metazoa; Chordata; Actinopteri; Cypriniformes; Cobitidae. The record is from RefSeq and is a predicted model, not a curated record.
AGCCCAACUGACACGAGAAUAUGGCUGUGAAAAGCGGAAAUGAACUGUGCAAAUAUAGAUUAUUAUUUAUCUUCAUAAUGCUCUUCAACAUAUCCUUCAGUACAUCAGUUAGUCUAGAUUUAACCGAGUUGCGAAAUAAAGUUUCCAAAUUUAAAGUCCAUCCACGAGGGAAUCUCUGGGCUACAGGUCAUUUCAUGGGCAAGAAAAGCAUUUCAAAUAGCCAAUUACUAGACAACUCAUCAUCCUCAGGAUCUAAGAGGUUUCGUAUUCGGUCAGCGAGUUCAGAAACUGAAGAUUUGAGGGAACUGAUCAGUCAGGAGGUGCUGAAAGUCGCUCUUCAGGCUGAACUUCAGGAUCCAAAAGGGACACAAGAUCUUCAUAACCAGGACACUGACUUCUUGAUGAAGCUUUUGAAAAACUACACCAAAGAAAGAAACAUUGGCUAGCCUACAUAAAAUAUUAAUGUGACUUACAAUUGUUUACAAGAUCUGUAUACACAAGUCUUAUUUAAUGCUCUUGUUUAUGUU